UUCAUUAUUGUACAUGUAUGGUUACAAUCAAAUGUUUCUCUGUUGGAAAGAUGCAUCGCAGGUCUGUUGAUAUACAGCUGCUGGUCAUCCAAUUAGAAUGUCAUGAUAAAGCAUAUUUAUUUCAGUAAAUCCAUUCAAAAAGUGAAACUUGUAUAUUAGAUUAAUUCAUUACACACAGACUGAUGUUUUUCAAAUGUUUAUUUCUUUAGGGUUAGAUGAUUACAACUGAACUGAGAUUCCCUAAUUCAGCAUCUCAGAUUAUUAGAAUAUUGUGGAAAAAGUUCAUGACAUUUGUUUGUUUAUUUAAGGAUCCCCUCUAAUUUUCAUAGUGAAGACUAUUCUUCCUGGGGUUCUCUUCGUUGAAAAAAAAUACAUAUUAUUACAUAUACUGCAUAGGAUAAAAAGCACAUUAUAAGACAUACAGUGUAAAACAAGAACAAGCAAAGCAAUGUAUCAACCUCAUAAAACAAAUAUAAAAAAUGCAUAUAAAUCACAUUUCACUAAGGAAAAAACUAAAAAUAAGGCAUUAAUUAUUUAAAACUAAUUGAAAUAGCUGUAUCUAUACACCGAAAAAGACCGUAGAAGAAGUAGCGGACUUCCUCUGUAAACAAACAUGGCUGCGUGCGUGUAAAAAUGGAGCACUGCGAUGUUUUUCGGAGCGUAAUUUUAUUUUUUGUCGUCACAAUUUUGCAAAUACAAACCAAACUGUUUAUAGUUUUCCAGAUGUUAAAUAGGAGGAGACAGCAGGAUGAAAAAUUCUUAAUACCAAGAACCGUAACUUUAGUCCCCCCGCCUCCUGCAAAGACAAGGAGCCCCCGGAUGAAGGUGAGGAGUAAAGACUGGUGGGAGAGGAUUAUUCUUUUGGAGUUCACCGAUCAAGAGCGGAAGCAGACUUUCCGCAUGUCACGAGCGUCAUUCAUGAAACUUUGCUCGUUAAUGGAGAGUUAUAUGGCUCCAGAAGACGUUACUGUGUGUGAGCGCUGCUGUUCCUGUCAUCAUGCGGAUUGCAGUAGUUCUGUAUAAACUGGGUAGCUGUGCAGAAUACAGAGUCAUGGCGAACCAAUUUGGAAUAAGUAAAAGCAGCAAAACGAAGUCUGUUUACAUUUUCUGCAAAGGCAUGGUGCAGGGUCCAAUCUAGCAGUUGAUCCGUGCACCAACUGAGGAAGAGGCAAAAGAGAUAGCCAGACGGUUUGAAGCUUCCCAUCACAUUCCACAAAUAACGGGGCUUAUCGACGGAACACACAUUCCCAUCCUUCCUCCUUCAGACGGCUACAAGGAUUUUGUAAAUCGUAAAGGAUGGCCAUCCUACCUACUCCAGGCUGUUGUAGAUGACAAAUUCAGGUAAAAAUUACUACUCCAUCACCUGCCAUGUUCAGAAAUAAAUUAGUGGGGGUAGAUUUUUCAGUAACCUGAGACCUCAAACUGCACCAAAUUAUUAGAAUGACCCCUUUGUUUACAGCUAAUCAUGUGCACAAUAAAGCAGUUUUUAUUGGUUUGAUUUAUUCCUCUCAUGAAGGUUUUGGAACAUCAGCUGUAAAAUGCCAGGCAGUGCACAUGAUGCAAAUGCCCUACCCCAGUCAGACCUCUUCAAAAGGGCUCAUCUCCUACCCAAAGGCAUCAAGACCAUUGGGGGGAAAGACACCAAUCUUUUAAUAGUUGGAGACCCUGCCUACCCACUUCUUGACUGGCUGAUCAAAGGAUAUUCAAACUCACCUCGGCUGACUCAUGAGCAGGAGUCCUUCAACACCUACAUCAGCUCAGUCAGGGUUGGAGUGGAAAUGACUUUUGGAUUGUUAAAGUCAAAGUGGAGGGUUCUGCUAAAAAUAAGUGACUUUCAUUUCACUUUUGCACCAACCAUGAUUUCCACAUGCUGUGCACUGCACAACUUCUGUCAGAACGAAGAAGACCAGGCCAGCAACAGCUGGUUGGAGGAGGCCUGCGAUCGGGCAAUUAAUUUUCCUCAACCCAACCAGCCAGUUGAUCUCCAGUGCAGCAGUUGUGGAAGCAGCACUAGAGAGGUGUUGACUACCUAUUUGGACACAACAUUCCCACUCCGAACAGGACACCUACACUAA
This is a messenger RNA of Nothobranchius furzeri (turquoise killifish), 2075 nucleotides long. The record is from RefSeq and is a predicted model, not a curated record. Lineage: Eukaryota; Metazoa; Chordata; Actinopteri; Cyprinodontiformes; Nothobranchiidae.